UUCUCUUCAGUAUAUUCUCAGCACUCAGUAGCUCUCGAAGAAUAUCCAUUGUAUAGUGUAAUCCCAAGGCCAUGACUGGUUGAAGCAGUGAUGCUCCAAGAUCGUAUUCUAUGUGCCAUAAACAUGCAUACCUUACGUCUGUCUCUACAAUCGUCAUCGGCCACGAGUCUCACCUUACAGCCCCUUUCCUUUCUUUCCCAGUCAUUUCAGAAUUCGGGUCCUCCAGAAGGCGAGGCCAGUCUCGUGCGCACCUUGAAGGCUGGCGGCGUCCGAUAACAAACCUCUUAUCGGACCCACCACGAGUACGUACCUCGCCCAGCACCGGCACCUCAACUGUGACAGCUCGAACAAGAGCUCCGUUUCUCCCGCGACGAAGUGUCUCUUGUCUGUUCUAGCGACUCGCGUCGUCCCGAAUUCCCCUCCCCUCUCUCAAUCCCUUCCUCACUUUGCACCGCCAGCUUCAGUGUUCAUUCAUUCUGUUUCUCCAACGGGUUGGCUCUUUGAAGUGGCUCGGUCUGUGGGUGGUCUGUACGGCUGGGCCUGUGGUUUCAAGGCUCCCCUAAAAUUACUACCAUAAGCCGCUGCGACAGCAUCAGCCAGCCAGGUAAGGUAAACGGCCAAUGUUGACCACCCUGUGUUUUUUUCUGUCAUUAGGUUAUGCCCAGUGCAGCCGCAAGGGAUGGGGCGAUCUCCCGCUCGUUUAUCUUUUUGUAGACUUUUCUUCUGCUAUUGUUCUCCAGAAACCCCCCUGCUUUGAAGGAAGCGCAUUGUGGUCACGGAUCCUGCGGAUAGAGACUUGAACACAGCACUGACAUGUUGUCCAGCCUGAGCCCAAACCCCAGCAACAGCAGCACCGACAGCAGCAUCAUGUCGUCCAACCCACCAAGUGCCGCAGAGCGCUCUGGCUCCUCGAGACCUCUUCGUUCCUUUCGUGUCGAGCGCUCACCCUCCCCGGAACCAACGUCUCGUCCAAAGAGAGCCAGUACCAUCAUGACGGGACCAACGCCUGGUGCGAAGUCCAUGGUCCGUACUGCGUCUGGCACGCAUGUGAGGCUGGGCAGCGAGACGGAAAGGCCAGACACCUUUGAGAGCCGGAUUAGUGAGGAGAAUGCCGAUUCUGAACCACCGAGGGCCUCAGUUGACCUGGACGAUCUGCCCAUCGAGCUGGUCAGCUUGACCGACGGCUUCAUUGACUCAUUGUCGGCCAAGGUCCAUUCCACUCCGCCAAAUAUUGACAGGCUGUCGCAAAUGUUCCAGGACUUUUAUGCUACUGCCUCAGCCCAUAUCAGGACCCAUAUCGACAGCCUGGCUACUCUGCAGAGGCGAGAUGUGUCUCCGACGCCAGCCCUGUCGACCAGAGCAUCUGCUGCCAGCUUGCUCCGGGCCAAGGCUGCUUCGCUGGGUACCAAGGAGAAGACGAAGCCAGGAGUUGUCAGAAGGGAGUCAGAGAUGUUGACACCAGAAGAGCUGGCGGAAAGGAAAAAGGCGCGGAGAGCGCUGGAGCAGAAGAAGGGACUCUUGGAGGAAGCCGUGGAGAGGAGGUUAUGUGAAGGAGUCUACAGCAAAAUCUACCGCCAUCGUACCACUCAAGACGAAGCACAGGAUGCCAAACUUCGGUCAAAAACUGCUGCCCUCGCCGUGGUUGAUAUUGGGCCCGUGGAUCUCGGUGUCGAGCUCGGCACACCGGAAAAUGAUCCAGAAGCGAUCGCCAAGAAGACGGCCGAGGUCAAGGAGUGGUUAGAGGGCGCAAGGAAAGAGCUCACGUUGAUGAGCCAGGCGCGGUAUCCCCUUCGGAAGAUCAACCACCUAAAGGCCGCCUUCAAGAGCAUCAUUGAUACCCUGGCACAUUUCCACCCCUCGUCCUCGGCCGAUGAGCUCAUGCCCAUGCUCAUCUACACUCUCAUCACCCUCCCACCACAGAACCUCAACGCCAUCAGUGACAUCAACUUCAUCCAGCGCUUCCGCUGGGAACAAAAGCUAACCGGCGAGGCCUCCUACUGCCUAACAACUCUCGAAGCGACAAUCAGCUUCCUCGAAACCGUGGAUCUAUCCACCCUCCGCGCCGACGAAACCCCCGGCGGGCCCAUGAAAGCCCCCGGCUCACCCCCUAAAGAAAACACCUUUCCCCCAGCCUUCUCACCCACCUCACCCUCUCCCCCGACCGCCGCCACCGCCAUCGCGGCGGCAGCCGCCUCCAGUCCAAACCCCAACACAGCAACAGCCUCCCUCUCCGCCAAUUUGAUCAGGCCCCCCUCCCCCUCCCCCUCCUCAGCAGCCGCAGUGGGCUUCCGCUCCACAGUCUCGCAACAGCUCCGCAACCGCCGCCUCUCAGACCUAGUAAACACCCCCGCUCAAGCCUUCAACGCCGCCUCCGACGCUGUCCUCUCAACAGUCAACACCGCCGACCAGUCCCUAAAAACAAUAGGAAACUCCCUCGGCGACAGCUACAAAUUCCUCCUCGGCAAGCUCCGCGAACCUCUCUCCCAACCCGACGGCCAAGUCCUCGUGCCCAAAACCCUCGACGACGCCAGGAAACUGAUCGGGACACCGCCACCACCCCUCGACAGGGCUGACUCCCCCUCCCCUGGCCCGGGUCCGGUGUCAGAAGACCGCCCCCCAUUAUUGUCUUUCAUCUCAGGCACAGGCCGCAAAGUAUCUCGCGACCCUUCCGCGGAUAGUACUCGCAGCGGGGGCUCACGACGUGCCCUAGACGAACCCAAUUUACGCCCCCCCACAUCAACAACAACAACAACAACAGCAGUAGCCACAGGAGGGGGCGGUAGUCCAGUUGUGACCAGCCCGCUAGACUCCAUGAGACAAUUAGGCAACUCGUUCAACCCCUUGGGUCGUAUCUCGGCCGGCAUCGGCGGCUUUCGCAACUUUGGCCGUUCAACGCCCACACCGUCAUCACCUGCGCCACCCACGCCGACGAAGGAUGCUGUUUCUACUCUCUCAACCCGUGGGUUGGGAGUCACGACCGGGGCUGCGGGGACAGAAGGGGGUGAUUUGGCUACUGCAUUUCCCGAUCUGGCAGGGUCACUCCCGCCAAGGAAAAUUGAGGGGCCGAUACAGAAGUUCGUGAACAUGCAGAAUGCCGCCGAAAUGAAAGUGGGGGAUGUGUUUGAGCUGCUGAAGGACUACAAGAGGUUGGCUGGGGCGAUCAAGGAGAUGGGGGGGUUCAAGGAGUGAUGAUGUUGGGUACCUAAGUGUGUUGGAAUAGAUGAGGGUAAAAGGUUGGGUGUAUGUGGUGACUGACAUCUUGCAUUCGGAAUGGAUAAACAAAUCUAGGAUAUGACAGGUAGAAAGUGUCAAGAGAAAUGAAAUCAUCAAUAUCAGCAGU
This is a messenger RNA of Podospora pseudopauciseta, 3340 nucleotides long. RefSeq lists its product as uncharacterized. Gene Ontology annotation, molecular function: small GTPase binding; guanyl-nucleotide exchange factor activity. Gene Ontology annotation, biological process: vesicle-mediated transport. NCBI's taxonomy places the organism in Eukaryota, Fungi, Ascomycota, Sordariomycetes, Sordariales, Podosporaceae. The coding region runs from base 814 to 3189 and encodes 791 amino acids. The record is from RefSeq and is a predicted model, not a curated record. The transcript has 2 exons. Gene Ontology annotation, cellular component: cytosol; endocytic vesicle.